Messenger RNA from Fundulus heteroclitus (mummichog), 944 nucleotides. It is a transcript of the gene grid1b, whose product is annotated as glutamate receptor, ionotropic, delta 1b. The record is from RefSeq and is a predicted model, not a curated record. The transcript has 3 exons. NCBI's taxonomy places the organism in Eukaryota, Metazoa, Chordata, Actinopteri, Cyprinodontiformes, Fundulidae. Bases 624 to 944 code for a protein of 106 amino acids.
ACAGAGCGAGUAUCACCCCGGGGCGAGAGAACCUCUGCGCCUCCUCCGCGCUGCGCUGCGCUCCGGCACCCAUCCUUCCAUCCAUCCCUCCAUCCCGCCAUCCCUCUCCAUCUCCGUCCCGCGCCUUUCUUUCCUCUGCUCCGGCUUCCAGCACCGGAGAUAGAUGUUCUGCAGUCACGUGGGUUGAAGGAGAGGAAAGAGAAGGAUGGAGAGAAAGGAGGGAGGGAGGGAGAGAGUGAACGUCCCUCCUCCUGCUCCUCCGCAGUUUGCAGUGUGUGAUGUCUCAGACUCGGAGGUAGAGAGUCAGAGCUGCUCGUCCGGCGGAUCUUCACCUCUGAAACAAACCCCCGGUGUCUCCUGUCAUCCUCCCCCUCUUCCCCUCUCACCUCCCCGGCUUCGCUCCUCUCUGGAGCCCUGGAAGAUUCGCUCUCUUUUUCCUCUAUCCUUCUUCUUCUACUUGACUCUGACCAACAGUUUCUUCAGUGGGAUUUAGUUUUCUGCUCAUCACUCCCCCUCCAACACUUCGCUGCCGCCGCUUAUUUUCGGAUUUGCUCAUAAGUGAGAAGGAACCCAAGAAUCGGCGAGGUGGAUCCGUGGAUGCGCCUCUGGGGCUCGAACUGGAGAUGGAAAUGCUGAUAUUGUUAUUUCAUUCCCUGUGGAUAUUGCAAUGCAACACCGUGAGUGCCGACUCCAUCAUCCACAUCGGUGCCAUAUUUGAGGAGAACGCGAUGCGGGACGAUGAGGUGUUUCAGCUCGCCGUGUCCGACCUUAGUCUGAGCGAUGACAUCCUGCACAGCGAGAAGAUCACACACUCCAUAAAGCUCAUCGAGCCCAACAACCCUUUCCAGGCGGUGCAGGAAGACAAAUCGGCCACAUCUGUCUCCCAGCGGCAGAUUGUCCCUCAGCCAGGGCUGAUCAGGAUCAGAGGAGAGAGGCAGGUGUGA